CAACCCUGUACCGGCUUAUGGAGGAGCUGAAUGCAGUGUCAACGAUUUGACAGAGAGUAUGUCCUGUAAAGUACAAGAGUGUCCUGCUAACAGAAUCAUAGGUUUAUCACUGCAUAGUACUAGCGGUAAUGUGACACUGAUUGGAUUAGAGAUGACGUUUGUUAUGUCUGUGGAGCAAAUUGGGGAGAACCCUACUUUUACAUGGGACUUUGGUGGUGGUUUCAAGUUUAAUGUAGUUGAUCCAGCCCUAAGCUUGGAUGUCUACUCAAGCUACAGAUAUGAAGUUUCUCACACCUUCAUACAAGAAGGAAGCUAUGAUGUCACAAUUAGCGGAAUCAAUCAGCAUGGGAAUACAUCAGCUACUGUAACAAUUGAUGUUUUGGAAGGCAACUGUCCUGGGAAUGUAACAUUCACCAUGAUAGAUGGCGGCACUCUGGUACAUCCAUCAAGUUUCCUUGCAAGAUUACCCAUUCAUGUAUCAGGGACUGCACUUUUCAGUUGUGAACACUCAUCUGUGGAAUAUACAUGGCAGCUCUAUGAGCUCACUAGCAUUCACCCAUAUCCAAGUGCUUCGAAUUUGGUUGAUACAAAUGAUACUGAUGUACUGAAAUAUAAUAAUGAUUUACAUAUUGGUGUGAUGGCUCUUGACUAUGGGAUCUAUGUGAUAACUCUAGAAGCAGUUGCCAAGCACUCAGGAUCACCUGUUGGUAGUCUCUACAAACAGGGUUACAUCAAAGUGAAGCCUCUCCCACUGGUUGCUAUUAUAAAAGGUGGAACAUCAAGAUCAGUUAAUUCUAUGGACACGGUUUUCAUAGAUGCAAGUCUCUCAUAUGAUCCUGAUGAUGAUGUUCUACAUGAAGAUGUGAUGAAAUUUGAAUGGUCGUGUAGCAAAUAUGAAGGUAAUUGUGAGCUUCCUGGAUUGAGUAACUGCACAGAGGAGGCGCUUAAUGGUUCAUGCAUACUUUGGUCCAGUGAUACCUCCAUUCAACUUACAGAUGCUAACUUCACUGUAUCGAACAGUGCAUUGAUUGAGAAUGACCCGUACCUGUUCACUCUGACAGUCAGAAAAGCCAAUAGAGACCCAGUCUCAUUCACUCAGAUGAUCGUAGUUGUCUCUGCUGAGAAGCCAAAUGUUCAUCUUUUGUGCCUUCAGAAUUGCAACUACAAGGUGACUCCUAACAGCAAACUCUCCAUGGCAGCCCACUGUACAAACUGCCAAAGACAAAGUGAUCUUAACUUUGAUUGGUCCAUAAUUUCUGUUGAUUGUGAAUUCACAAUGGACUGGGCAUCUAUGAGUUUCACAGGACAGUUUGGCCAAGCAGUGAGCUUCAGACCAAGAGUCUUCCAAAAAGGGUGUAGCUUUAUUCUCCAUGUCAAUGGUGUCAAGAAAAGUGGAGCUGGUGUGGAUUCUGGAUUUGCCUCUUUUUUGUUUAGAACUAAUACGCCACCUAUAGCUCCAUAUAGGUCUUGUAUUGUGUCGCCAUCUAUUGGAGUUACUCUAUUUGAUGAGUUUGACAUUUAUUGCGAUAAUUUUGAAGAUGAGGAUGUCCCGUUAACAUAUGAAUUCUACUAUGUGAAGGUGGAAGAUUCGACAGGAUCAUUGCUGGCUUAUACAGAUAAGCCAGAGUUACUUGGGGUACAGCUUGGCCCUGGAGAUAGUGAAAGCAACUAUACAGUUGAGAUACAUAUUGACGUGACUGAUUAUCUUCAAGCUACAACUACGGAAGUUGUUAGUCUACAGGUGUACCCUUCCCAUAUGCAGUCUUUUGUGUACCCAGAAACAGCAGAUAGUACAAAUGAAUUAGUGGAGACAUUGACAAAUCUUACUGUUACAACACACAAUCAGGAAAGCAAGUUAGACAACCUUCUACAUUCUGGUGACACUCAAGCUGCCAGCCAACUUGUAUUCACAGUAUCAGCCAUAUUAAACAUGGAGUCACAUGAGAACACCACAAAUACAAACGUUACUUACAAUGAAACAAUGGCCAUGUUGGAGCAAAGAAGUCUGAUACGCGAUUCUAUUGUGACAUCACUAGCCAACACAAGCGUAGAUGUUGAUGACAUAACUGUGCUAAAACAGAAGGCAGGGGCCAUGCAUAGCAUUACAGUUGAGAGCACAGAACUUGCACCUUCUACUAAGG
This is a messenger RNA of Owenia fusiformis, 2141 nucleotides long. The record is from the annotation of a GenBank genome assembly. NCBI's taxonomy places the organism in Eukaryota, Metazoa, Annelida, Polychaeta, Sabellida, Oweniidae.